Molecule: messenger RNA, 507 nt
Organism: Cadophora gregata
Lineage: Eukaryota; Fungi; Ascomycota; Leotiomycetes; Helotiales; Ploettnerulaceae
Exons: 2
Coding region: 1-507 (168 amino acids)
Cellular component (GO): membrane; mitochondrial inner membrane peptidase complex
Molecular function (GO): serine-type endopeptidase activity
Source: RefSeq, a predicted model, not a curated record
AUGCCCUUCUUCACAACCCUCAAAACACGCUUCGCGGGCCAUCCUCUCCGUCUCCUCUCCACAACCAUCAAAACGAUCUUCAUAGCACACGUAUUCGUCUCAUAUGGCUUUUCACUCGUGCCCACAUCCGGAGCAUCCAUGCUACCCACUAUCGAAGUCUUAGGAGAUAUCGUGUUGAUCGAUAAGCGAUUCAGACGAGGACGUGGCGUGGUGGUGGGUGAUGUGGUGAGCUUCGAUUCGGUAGUUCAGCCGGGGGAGAGAGUGAUCAAGAGGGUCAUUGGUUUAGAGGGUGAUUGCGUUGUUAGGGAUACGCCGGGGGUGGGGGACGGAAUGGUUGUGGUUCCUGAAGGCCAUUGUUGGGUAGUGGGAGACAACUUACCUUAUUCUCGAGAUUCGAGACAUUUUGGUCCAAUGCCUAUGGCUUUAAUCAAGGGAAAGGUAAUAGCUAAGGUAUUCCCAUGGAGGGAGAGGAAGUGGAUAGAAAAUGGAUUAGAGGCUGUACAGUAG